Cuculus canorus (common cuckoo) is the source of this 930-nucleotide messenger RNA. RefSeq names its product shieldin complex subunit 3 (gene SHLD3). The record is from RefSeq and is a predicted model, not a curated record. Gene Ontology annotation, biological process: negative regulation of double-strand break repair via homologous recombination; positive regulation of double-strand break repair via nonhomologous end joining; positive regulation of isotype switching. NCBI's taxonomy places the organism in Eukaryota, Metazoa, Chordata, Aves, Cuculiformes, Cuculidae. The coding region runs from base 167 to 916 and encodes 249 amino acids. The transcript is spliced from 2 exons.
GAGGUGGCUCGGCGCGCAGCUUCGCUCUCCGCUCUGCCUCGGCCGCCCGCGGCCUUUCGUCCCGCCACCCCCCACAGGGGUGAAGGCAGGCGCUAUGGACGUCAACCAGCCUAAGCAGGAGCAUUUGCUGGCUCUGAAAGAAUAACUGGAUUCUUCCUGUACAAGCAUGGAAGUGGUCUUGCACUAUCGACCACAUCAGAGAGAUCUAAUAGAACUGCAGAAAUUUGCAGAAGCAGCAGUGAAGGAGUUUCCCAUUCGUCAGUUACCAAGAUUUGCGCCUUGGUUUCCGAAUGAUUUAUACGAACUUCCCCUCAAACCAAAAAAGCAGCCACCUGUUAUUUCUUGUGAGGAAGCAGAAGAAUUGAAACAACUUUCUACACCUUCAGAAUAUGUUGCAGGAUCUCCUGAUUAUGACUGCACAAAAAAUCUCCUUGAGUUUGAGUGUAACAUAAAACAUGGCCAGACUUUAAUACAAGCACAAACGUUUCACAAACCGAUUAACCUGGAGAAUAAAGGAGAACCACCACCUAAUGGAAAACAAAAGUUGGAAAGGUCUUGGAGUGUCUCUCUCACUAGCCCUAAGGUUAAAGAAAAGAUUCUUCCUUUAUCUCAAGAACUGCAAAGUAAUUUGGAAAGACUGAAACUACAUGUGUUUUAUAGAGCAAAGUGGACAAUUGAACAGUCUGUUUGUAAUAAUCAGAAUUUGGAGGACAUCUGGAUAAAAUUGAAUAGACUCAUCAAGCAUAAUGAAUUGCCAUCUUGCAAUGCUACUAUCCAAAGAUCUGUGGGACAGAUAUGGAUUUUCUGUGAUAUAUUAUACUGUGAAUACGUUAGAAAUAUUCUUAGGGAAAAGCUAAGCCUUACUGAUAAAAUGAAUUUGCUUGUACAUAAAGUUGGAAUUAUAUUUAGCUUAUAAUUGUAAGAUAGUGU